Molecule: messenger RNA, 1014 nt
Organism: Sabethes cyaneus
Lineage: Eukaryota; Metazoa; Arthropoda; Insecta; Diptera; Culicidae
Gene: Tmem18
Product: transmembrane protein 18
Exons: 4
Coding region: 195-641 (148 amino acids)
Cellular component (GO): nuclear membrane
Source: RefSeq, a predicted model, not a curated record
GAGGAUUGAGAAACGUAAACAGGAAUUGUGAAUAAAAAUUUACUAUUUUUCAACCAUUUCAACGCCAAAUUGCAACCACAAUAUAAAAGUGUAUUGGAUUUCAAUUUUAUUAACAAAUACAUAAUAACAGUUCAGCAAAUCAUUUUAAAAUAGCUCAACUAUAAAGAUUAAAAGAAAGUAAAUAAUAGAAUAAUAUGCCUGAUCCAUCCUACAUAGAAAUUAAUGAAAUUAAAGGUUUUGUCACAUUUUUACAAAGCAUCGAUUGGUUGGAUCCAUGGCUAAUCGGAUUGAUAGGGUUCCAUGUCUGCAUAACGUCAACUGCUUUACUGACAAGGAAUUGUGGCAAUUUUCAAGUUUUUCUAUUUCUAGUCUUGUUAUUGCUGGUAUAUUUUUCUGAAAGUAUUAAUGAAUAUGCUGCCAUCAACUGGAGGAUAUUUUCGAAACAACAAUACUUUGACGAUAAAGGGUUAUUUAUAUCCGUGGUAUUCUCCGUGCCAAUACUUCUUAAUUGCAUGCUUAUGGUGGGUAGCUGGUUGUACCAAUCUACACAGUUAAUGGCACGGCUUAAAACAGCUCAGUUGCAUCAACAGAUUCGGCAGUUCAAUAGCCGUCAAAGGAUAAAACAAGACAAAGAAGAAUGAAAUUAUGCCUGCUUGUCCAUGCUUCUUAUAAAUUUUUGUUCAAAAAUAUUCCCGGUUAAGAUCCAAAAUUCUUAAGGAAAUGUGGUUUUUGGGCAAAAAUAGGGCCGACAUCACUAUUUAAAUAUAAACGCAAGAUACAGGUUUGAAUAAUAGCCAUUUCAACUCUUGUCUGGCUAUCGACCGCACAAUACUUGGAGUAGCUAUUGUUCAACGAUAAUGUUUGUUCAGUAGGUCACGGCACAACAUUUACAUUUCUAAGUAAUCGGAAAAAAAUGGCGUGAUUCACAUAUACGAGUUUAUACGAAUAAUUUAUUCCAGAGAAUAUACUCCCGUUUUAUGUGAAUGAUAUCAAUAAAUAAAUAUGCUGUCGUAA